GAGGCCGCCUUUGUGUCCUACUCGAAUUGAAGCGGAGCUGUGUCAGUAUUAUCGCCUAAAUCGUACGCCAUGGACAACGUCGUUCUGCUGACGGCGAUUUUCGCCACCAUCGCUGUGCUCGUCUUCCUGUUCUUGUAUUUGAAGAAUGCCUCUCGCGGCAAUCCUGAGGGCAGGACCCGGGCUCGAGCCGCAGCGGUCGAUAGGGAGGAUACCGGUGGGGUCAGACGCGUUGUGAGAAAUCGCGGAGCGAGGAAUCGUAUGCGUGGUGGUGGAGCUGACGACGACGAGGAGGUCGGAGCGAGGGAACAGCAGGUCAGAGAGCUCUUAGAAGAGAACGACAUAGAAAUGCCGUCGGGCAAGAUCGGGACCAAAAAACUGCGGAAGCUCGAGGAGAAGGCUGAAAAACGACGACUCAGGGAGCUGGAACUCCAAGAGCGCGAGGAGCGGAAGCAGAAGCAGGCCGAUGAGGACGAACGACGGAAGAAAGAGGAUCAAAAACGAGACGAGGAGGAGAAGAGACAAGAGGAACUCGAACGGAAAGCUAAGGAGGACGCGGAACGCCGUGAACACGAGGAAUACCUCAGGAUGAAGGCUGCUUUCGAUAUCGAAGAAGAAGGAUUUGAUCAGGAAGAAGAUUCGCCGGGACGAUUGACUGAAUUCAUAAAAUACAUUGAUGAGCAGAAAGUGGUUCAGCUGGAAGACCUUGCAGCUCGUUUCAAGUUGAAAACACAAGACUGCAUCGACAGAUUGCAUCGCAUGAUAGAAGAGGAAUCGAUCUGUGGCGUCAUCGACGACCGAGGUAAAUUCAUUUCAAUCACCAAGGCGGAGCUGGAAGAGGUCGCCAAAUUCAUCAAGCUCCGAGGUCGGGUUUCUAUUCAAGAACUGGUCGAGAAUAGUAAUCGGCUCAUCAAUCUCUCUGUGAGCGUUUAGAUACCUCCCGAUCGGAAACGGUGAUAUGUGUCGCGCGGGAUCAUUGAUGUGAUAUAUAAAUAUAUAAAUAAAUAAAUAUACUUUUUCAUCUA
Molecule: messenger RNA, 1022 nt
Organism: Galendromus occidentalis (western predatory mite)
Lineage: Eukaryota; Metazoa; Arthropoda; Arachnida; Mesostigmata; Phytoseiidae
Gene: Ddrgk1
Product: DDRGK domain containing 1
Exons: 6
Coding region: 70-930 (286 amino acids)
Molecular function (GO): ubiquitin-like protein ligase binding
Source: RefSeq, a predicted model, not a curated record